Molecule: messenger RNA, 984 nt
Organism: Lactuca sativa (garden lettuce)
Lineage: Eukaryota; Viridiplantae; Streptophyta; Magnoliopsida; Asterales; Asteraceae
Product: cyclin-U4-1
Biological process (GO): regulation of cyclin-dependent protein serine/threonine kinase activity
Molecular function (GO): protein kinase binding
Source: RefSeq, a predicted model, not a curated record
CAUGCAUGUCAUGAAUUCUUCCAAAAAAGUCACACAGCUCACACCCAACGCAUUCUCUCCUUCAUCGUUUAUAUAACCACACACAUUAACAUGGUGUUUAUGUGUGUGUGUGUGUUUCGAUCUUUUCUCAACCUCCUUAAUUAAUUCAUCAAUGGCGGAUCUGGUGAUGCCCAAGUUGAUAAACCUGCUAUCGUCUCUUCUUCAGAGAGCCGCGGAAUCGAACGAUCUCAACCGUCCAUUACACACUCAGAAGAUAUCCAUCUUCUACGGAUUGAUCCGACCCAAUAUAAGCAUCGAGAAAUACCUGGAGCGGAUCUUCAGAUACGCCAAUUGCAGUCCGUCGUGCUAUGUGGUGGCGUAUGUUUAUCUCGAUCGGUUCGUGAAGAGCCAGCCGUUUUUGCCGAUUAACUCUUUCAAUGUUCAUCGGUUGCUUGUUACCAGUGUACUUAUCUCGAUCAAAUUCAUGGAUGAUAUAUGUUUCAACAAUGCGUAUUACGCAAAAGUUGGAGGAAUAUCAACGGUUGAGAUUAACCUGCUUGAAGUCGACUUUCUAUUCGGGUUGGGGUUCCAAUUAAACGUCACACCGGAAACAUUCCGGGACUACUGUACAUAUCUCCAAUCGGAGAUGAUGAUGGGGUUUCCUCCUGUGUGCUCGGCUCCACCAGUUCUUACCAUGGGGGCAGAUCAUUGUGCCAUCAUCAAUGAAGAUGAUUGUCAAUCUCAACAUCAUCAACCGCAGCUGGCUGUUUGAUGGGCAUAUAUGGGAAUUACCCGGUGCGCUCGACUCCAGCUAAGGCUUUUUGGAGAUGCGAAAAUUUUCAUGUGUUGAGUUUAAACUUUAAAGUAAGAAAGGUUUUUUUUUAACACUUUCCAUUGUUGUCCAAAAGCAAGCGUUUUACAUGAUUAAAAAUUUUGGUCACUAGAUCUACCUUAAAUUCGCAUCGAUCUUAAUGACUCAAUCAUUCAAAGACUCUUUCCCAAUUA